UAUACAACCUUUAUAGAUCAUCACAUAUAAGUUUAAACUUCCCAUUAUCAAUUGUCACACAUUAAUUUAAACUUUCCGGCAUCAGUUGUCAGAUAUUAGUUUAAACUUCCCAGUAUUAACUGUCUCAUAUAAGUUUAAACUUCGCAGGUGCAGCUAUUGUAUAUCAGUUUAAACUUCCCAGUAUUAACUGUUUCAUAUAAGAUGAAACUUCCCAGUAUCAAUUGAUACAAGUUUAAAAAAUCCCGGCAUAUACCUCCCAGUGUGAAAACUUCCCAGUAUCAACUCCCACACCAUUACCAACGCGACCGCUGCAUCUUAUUGUACAGAAGAAGAAGAAGAAGAAGGGUUAGGGUACUCGUCAGCAGUCUCAACAAACGCGAUAAUUUGUGAUAAGAUAAUGCUAGAGGUUCUUUCUCAGUCCAAGAGUUACUGCGGUCGCUGCCAAGUCGUGAAUUCGUCACUGGAGUUGAAUUGUGUUUGUCUGUGAUUUUUAUAAACGCACUGCGCUCCAUCGGUGACAGAAAAUUAAAAUGGCGGAAUCUUACAACCCCACGGAAUGCGGGGUAUGUCAAGAGGUCUUCGACGACGAAACGAGAAGUCCGCGCAACCUGCCGUGUUCCCACCACCUCUGCAGCAUGUGCAUCGGCGCUCUCAUCCGCAGGAAUGACAAGAAAUGCCCCUUCUGCCGAAAGCCCUUCGUCGCUCUCUCCCCGGGAGACCUCAUGAAGAACAACGGGCUGCUGGAGUGCAUGCAUUACCUGGCACAUAUGACGAGAGAUUCCAGCACCUUGAAAGGGAAAGACCAGAAUUCCUACCGAAGCAAGUUAGAUGAACUAAAAUCAGAUGUGUUAAAAUCGAAUGAGAAACUCCUGGAAACUCUGGAAAACCUGGAAAGACGGCUGGAGAAAGUGGUAUACGAUGCCAAUAGGCUCAAAGCAGCGAUAACGAGAGAAGACUCGCAUAUCAAGGAAAAGGUCGUUGAGAAGAUUUAUGACAUAGUUGCUAGCAACGCCAAGAGCAUCGACGAGCUGGAAACGGCUGAGAAUUCAGUGAAAUAUCAACUAAACGAUCUGCUCUGCGAAAAGAACGGCAUUGAAUCGUUCAACGAGGAACUGCAAGAAAGUAAGACCUUUACGGAAGUUGCUCGGUUGAUGGAUGAGGCUGCAGAGAUGGGUUCUAGGGUAGACGACUGGACCAGACAAGUCAAGGAAAACCUGCAAGAAGAAGAAGCUGCUCUACUAAAGAAAGAGAAGGAAGUGAAAGUUCUCGAGGAGAAAAUGAAGGUCAUGAAGGAAAUAUUAAACAGUAGAUGAGGACACCACUUCAAAUUUUUUCCUUAUCUGAAUAUAUGGAAGAAUUUUCCAACAUCAAAUGCAUUGUUAAGGUAA
Messenger RNA from Macrobrachium nipponense, 1388 nucleotides. Its product is annotated as E3 ubiquitin-protein ligase trim-21-like. The record is from RefSeq and is a predicted model, not a curated record. Gene Ontology annotation, molecular function: ubiquitin protein ligase activity. Gene Ontology annotation, biological process: protein ubiquitination. The coding region runs from base 531 to 1313 and encodes 260 amino acids. The transcript is spliced from 3 exons. NCBI's taxonomy places the organism in Eukaryota, Metazoa, Arthropoda, Malacostraca, Decapoda, Palaemonidae.